UUGAAGGGGUCAUUUAUUUCCAUCUCGAAUCCCGACUGGUCACCUACGCUGUCAGUCAAGGCCGUUUCCUUGCCACCAAACUUGGUUGAGCGGUCAGUGCUGCAGCGGUAUAAAGACUAUGUGAAUGAAGGUACGUUACAGAAAUGGUGAAAUCUGCCUUGUCCAAGAAGCAAGAGGCCAAGAGCUUGAGAACUAUGUCUGAGAUGCCGGGUCCUAGCGCUCUACGAUUUGCACAUGAUUUGUUCUUCAAGAAAGGGCUGGCCAGGUUACAUGAGAUGCAGCUGGAGGGGAAGGCAAAGUAUGGUCCUGUGUGGAAGGCACGUUUUGGGCCUAUCUUGACAGUACACGUGGCAGAUCCAUCAUUAAUCGAACAAGUCUUGCGGCAGGAAGGGACACUUCCAAUCCGUUCUGAUUUAUCAUCUUGGAAAGAUUACAGACAAUAUAGAGGGCAUGCUUAUGGACUCCUCACAGCAGAAGGAGAGGAGUGGCAGAGGCUCCGCAGCAUGCUCAGCAAACACAUGCUGAAACCAAAGGAAGUGGAAGCAUACGGUGGUGUCCUCAAUGAAGUUGUGACUGACCUGAUCCACAGGCUCCGGCACCAACAAACCAAGAAUGACCAGGUCUUGGUGAAGGAUCUGGCAGAAGAGUUUUAUAAGUUUGGAUUAGAAGGUAUCUCUUCGGUGCUCUUUGAGACACGGAUUGGCUGCCUCAAGUCUGAUGUUCCCAAGGAAACAGAAGAUUUUAUCCAGUCCAUUAACACCAUGUUUCAAAUGACACUCAUCACCAUGGCAAUGCCGAAGUUUCUGCACAAAAUCUACCCAAAACCUUGGUGCAAAUUUAUUGCCUGCUGGGAUUACAUGUUUUCUUUUGCUAAAGGACACAUAGACCGAAGAAUGGCUGAAAUUCAACAGAAAGUAGCUAGAAAGGAGCCAAUCGAGGGGAAAUACCUGACUUACUUUCUGUCAUCGCAGAAUCUCCCCAUGAAAACUAUUUAUGGCAAUGUCACAGAGUUGUUACUCGCUGGUGUAGACACAAUUUCCAGCACGAUGUCGUGGACAUUAUAUGAGUUGUCCAGGCACUCAGACAUUCAGGCAGCCCUCUACCGAGAAAUCAAAGCAAUAGUUGGAGACAAACAAAUCCCCUCAGCCACUGAUGUGGCAAAGAUGUCCCUCAUGAAAGCUGUUGUGAAGGAAGUACUGAGGCUUUAUCCUGUAAUCCCAGGAAAUGCUCGUGUGAUUCCAGAUAAAGAUAUCCAAAUUGGAGAAUACAUCAUUCCCCAAAAAACUCUGAUUACGCUGUGUCACUAUGCAACCUCACGAGAUAAGGAAGUCUUCCCCAAUCCUGACUGCUUUCAGCCCAAACGAUGGCUUCACAAGGAUCAGAGUUUUCAUCCCUAUGCAUCCAUCCCAUUUGGAUUUGGCAAGAGGAGCUGCAUUGGAAGAAGAAUUGCAGAGUUAGAGAUCUACCUAGCACUGUCUCGAAUUCUAAUCCACUUUGAGGUGAGACCAGAGUUUAAGGGAGGCAUCGUUAAGCCAAUGACUCGAACUCUGCUGGUGCCAGAGCAGGAAAUCAAUCUACAAUUUAUUGACAGAUGACCAUGUCCACAGGACUCUUUCACAGUUAAAACUAAGAAAAAGAAACUUGCCAAAUCAGGUUAUAUCAUUUAGCCAAUUUGAUGGGGAAUCAUGAGUGGGCCAUUGUCAGCCCAGUGCUGAAUCCACAAAUAUGACCAGUGCAGCCCAAAGGCUGAGGCCACAAGGUCUAAAUGCUCGUGGUAAUUGGAGAAAAGACUGUAUAUCACAUAUACAUUAUAACCUUACCAUGUCUUCGAAAAAUUUCAAGAUGUUUCACAAUCAACUAAGUUGAAAUCUGCGGACCAUUUCAUUUGGAAGUCAUCUUUGGAAAGUGAAAACUCUCUCAAACUGCAAAAAUAUGGGACAAUAUUUAUUGACUAAGCUAGGAAGGGCAGACCAGGUUGAAAAGAUUUUAGUCCACCUUAAUUUAGUUUUUAUUACUGGGUUACAAUGCUGAGGGCAUGGAUGCAUUGGCAAGGGGAUAUACUGAUUUUUGUUUAAUAAGGUCCUCUGGCUAGAUGGUGUGGCCCCCAUUUUCAGGGUGGUUGUACAAAUAAUUUAACUUGCACUGAACAUAUUACACAAACUGUUGCAAAUUAUUGAGAUAAAAUAAUGAAAAAAUUAAUCACACCAUAUUCCUGGUAAAUAGAACAAGUUGAAUUCAGGAAUUUAUUAAUGGUCGAGGUGGUGACCUUGAGAGAGCAGUGCUGGUAGAUUAUGGUUGCCAGAAAUUUAUUUGAAAACAGGAAGGUGAAUAACACCAUAAUAUCUGUUGGGUACAAAUAGUUCUUUUUAUAGACGUUGCAAAAGUGAUUUGUUAGAGCACUUCAACCAGUGACUGAAACAUAGUCCAACAGACAACAACACUACACUCCUUCCUGAAAUACGCCAUCACCACCAUGUCACCUGGUGUAAUGAUCACUGAUCAAUUCUAUUCAAAUCUGGGCAAUGAUCUUCCUUUAAUUUCAAGUCUUAGUUUUGUCUUCUUUGAAAGGGAAUUUUGACAAUUUAUCCUCAUUUUGUAUCUGAGACACUAGUAUCAGUAGAUAUGGUUGUUUUGUGUGCAUUUGUUUGACUUUCAGUGUAAAUGUGUGCAAUGAUUUGAAAUUCUUUUAGGCAUAUGUACAUUGUAUUGAUAAUUUAAAAUAUUUCGUAAUUUUGAUUUUUGAAGUCUGUUUAGAAUGAGAUUAUCCAGUUAUACACUACAGAUCAGACUGGGCAAAGAUGGCAGAUUCCAAUCAACCCUCACACACUCGGGGGAAUUGGUGGUAUAGUGGUAAAGUCACCAGACUAGUAACCCAGAACCCAAGCAUGUUUCCAGGAAAUGGGUUCAAAUCACCUCAGGGCAGAUGGUGAAAUUUGAAUGCAAUAAAAAUCUGGAAUUAGAAGCUAAUGGUGACCAGGUAACCAUUGUCAAUUGUUAUAAAAAACUCCUCUGAUUCAAAAUAUCUUUUUAGGGAAGGAAAUGUAUUGUUUUGGCCUACGUGUGAUUCCAGACACACAGCAAUGUUGGUGACUCUUAACAACCCCCUGGGCAAUUAGGGAUGGGUAAUAAAUGCUGUCCUAGCCAGCAAUGCUCACAUCCCACGAAUGAACUAAAAACCACAAGCACAGACCGUAGUGAAUUAAACAGGCUGGCUGUUUUGUAAGUCAUUGAAACUAACUUUUUAUCCCAGACCUAUUAUCCCAGGCCACUGUGCUACUGUCUCCAUGUUUUAAAAAAAGCACUAAUCAUUUGCAAAUAAAA
Messenger RNA from Stegostoma tigrinum, 3321 nucleotides. RefSeq names its product 25-hydroxyvitamin D-1 alpha hydroxylase, mitochondrial (gene cyp27b1). The record is from RefSeq and is a predicted model, not a curated record. Gene Ontology annotation, cellular component: mitochondrial inner membrane. Gene Ontology annotation, biological process: cholesterol metabolic process; glucocorticoid biosynthetic process; cortisol metabolic process. The coding region runs from base 144 to 1595 and encodes 483 amino acids. The transcript has 10 exons. Lineage: Eukaryota; Metazoa; Chordata; Chondrichthyes; Orectolobiformes; Stegostomatidae. Gene Ontology annotation, molecular function: heme binding; iron ion binding; oxidoreductase activity, acting on paired donors, with incorporation or reduction of molecular oxygen.